UGUGUAUACUGCUCUGCACAGAUGUAUUAUAUGUAUAAUAGUAAAAUGGUGGUUGUCAUUAUAGAUGUCCAUAAAUAUUAGCAAACCAAUCACAACUUAAAUUCAGUUGUUCCAUCUUUGCUUUUGACAUUUUCUCUCUCACUUUCAAUCUUCUGAAAAAGCUCCAACAAAAAAAAAUGGUGAAUCUUACUAAUCGACAACCACCAAAACCACCACCACCACCAUCAUUCGGACCCAUUACUACUCAGUUAUCAAGAAAUUUCAUUCAAAGACUAACCAGAAGUCAACCAGUACGUAUUAGACCACCACCACCACCACCGCCAUGGUCACACCUUUCACUGCGGCCACGGUCAUUACCACCGCCGCCACCACCACCACCAUCAACACCGUUUGGGCCGAUUCUUCCUCUACGGCAUUUAAUAAUAAGUAGAAGAAAAAGAAAAAUGUACCACAAAUACAUGUUGACCUGGUACUUGCUCACCGUCAUAAUGCGCCAAAAACUCCAAACCCGAAACCAGAAACCCGAAGAGACACGAGAAGAAUGGGUGAUUUCGAUCAAAGACAGGAUGGAUCAAGCACUUAGAGACGACUCGACAACUAGCUGGGACAAGCUCUGUAUCUAUAGAGUUCCACAAUACCUUCAAGAAAACGACAAGAAGUCUUAUUUCCCACAAACCGUCUCGCUUGGUCCGUACCACCAUGGCCAGGAACAUCUAGUGCCCAUGGAACAUCACAAAUGGCGUGCGGUCAAUAUGGUGAUGAAACGCACCAAGCACCGCAUCGAAAUGUAUAUUGACGCCAUGAAAGAGCUUGAGGAGAAGGCUCGUGCUUGUUACGAAGGUCCCAUUGGUUUGAGCAGUAACAAGUUCACAGAAAUGCUGGUUCUUGAUGGUUGUUUUGUUCUUGAACUCUUUAGAGGAGCCAAUAACGAUAGAGGAUUCUUGGAGCUCGGAUAUGGUCGUAACGAUCCGGUCUUCGCGAUGCGAGGAUCAAUGCAUUCAAUUCAACGUGACAUGGUAAUGUUGGAAAAUCAACUUCCUUUGUUUGUACUCAACCGGUUAUUAGAGCUACAACUUGGUACAGAAAACCAAACCGGUUUAGUGGCGCAAUUAGCAAUUCGGUUCUUCAACCCGCUAAUGCCAACCGAUAAAUUAUCAACCGAAACCGACCAGCUAAAAAUCGAGGACGCACUAGAAAACGGCAAUUUUUUUAACCCUAUUGCUGACAAGGAAAAGGAAGAGCUACAUUGUUUGGAUGUUUUCCGUCGAAGUUUGCUUCGGCCUAGUCUAAAACCGGAGCCAAGGUUAUCACGAACCAGAUGGUCGUGGAAAAGACGUGUGGCGGACAAGCGCCAACAACAACUAAUACACUGCGUGACAGAACUUAGAGAGGCUGGUAUUCAAUUCAAGAUAAGAAAAACCGACCGGUUUUGGGAUAUUAGGUUCAAAAACGGUUACCUGGAGAUACCCAAACUACUUAUCCAUGACGGUACCAAAUCUCUCUUCUCGAAUCUUAUAGCUUUUGAGCAAUGCCAUAUCGACUCAAACAACGACAUAACAUCCUACAUAAUCUUCAUGGACAAUUUAAUAGAUUCUGCCGAGGAUGUUAGAUAUUUGCAUUACUGUGGUAUUAUCGAGCACUGGUUAGGAAGUGAUUCUGAAGUUGCUGAUUUGUUCAACCGGCUAUGUCAAGAAGUGGCUUUUGACCUUCAAAAUAGUUAUUUAUCUGAAUUGUCCAAUAAGGUUGACCGUAACUACAGCCGGAAGUGGAAUGCUAUGAAAGCGAUCUUGAAACACAAGUACUUCAAUAAUCCUUGGGCAUAUUUCUCUUUUUUUGCAGCAGUUAUUCUUCUGAUUCUCACAUUAUUUCAGAGCUUUUUUACUGCUUAUGCUUAUUUCAAACCACCUUAGUUUUCUUUUCUUUUUUGCUAAAAACCAC
Messenger RNA from Thlaspi arvense, 1938 nucleotides. The record is from the annotation of a GenBank genome assembly. NCBI's taxonomy places the organism in Eukaryota, Viridiplantae, Streptophyta, Magnoliopsida, Brassicales, Brassicaceae.